Molecule: messenger RNA, 6768 nt
Organism: Zootoca vivipara (common lizard)
Lineage: Eukaryota; Metazoa; Chordata; Lepidosauria; Squamata; Lacertidae
Product: oxidative stress-responsive serine-rich protein 1
Biological process (GO): cellular response to hydrogen peroxide
Source: RefSeq, a predicted model, not a curated record
GUUCCUAAAGGAAGGCGCGUUUGUAUCCGGGUCACUCACGCAUCGCGCACUGAGGAAAAGCGGCAGCGCUCGCCGCGCGGGAAACGAAACGUCCGAAGUUCUGUUUCGGUCAGCGGGGAGCGGUGGUGGUGGGGCCUCCGCGUUUCCUUGUCUGCCGACUUGUAGAGAGGAAGCAGUGGGUCAUUCUCUAACAAUGUUGGAGAUAGAAGAGAAUCUCCAGGCAGCUUUCAAAAAGCUAAGAGUAGACUCAGAAGGAUCCACUGCUUCUCUUCCUGUAAAUGAGGGGGUGCCUCCAAGAGCACUUGUAAAAACUACAGAUGAAACCAAGGUGAAGUCUCUGUGUGCAUCUAAAGAGAGCUGGCAUUGGUGUUUGAGGAAACCUUUGAGAGGAACAGUGAGAACACAGCGUCGGCGGCGGUCUAAGUCUCCAGUACUCCACCCUCCUAAGUUUAUCCAUUAUACCACGAAAAUGCUGCCUUGUAACCAGCCGGUGCACAAGAACCCAGCUGACACUUCUGAAAGCAGCAGUGACCCGGAUGUGUCAACCCCAAAGGAGUUCUCUAAGAAUGAACAGGCCAGUCACUCCCUCAAUGGUGUUGGCGAGAAACAAAAGGGUGCUCAGCAUUCUGUGGCAUCCAUGGUUGAAAUGCCUAAGAACAAACUUGAAAGUGGUGUUUUUCCUACUUCAGCAGUUCUAAAGGCCACAGAUCUUUCUGAUUUCCAAUCUGUGUCUGAGCAAAAUAAAGGGAAACUCUGUGCGUGUGUAGACAGGGCCUGCCAGUGUAAGCGAUGGCAGGACAUGAAAGUGUACAUGUUUUCUGGCCCACAAAAUUCUCCCCAGUCUGCACCUAAAAGACCACCACAUGUGCAAGACAGUUCCCAACCUUUGCCAUCAAGAACUCCCUCCAGCUCUCUCAGGUCUUGCUCUGAGCAAGCCAGGGCUCAUGUGGAUGAUGUGACUAUUGAAGAUCUUUCAGGGUACAUGGAGUAUUUCCUGUAUAUCCCUAAGAAAAUGUCCCACAUGGCAGAAAUGAUGUACACCUGACAACAGUGGGCUCUACUGAACAAAGGGUUUUGGUAUCUGCCCUUGGUCACACUCCAUCUCAGAAGCAGUUGCUCUCUGUGCUUGUAAUAAAGACACUUUGCAUCACAGCCAAUCUUUUAUUUUUUCAUACUCAUUAAUUUAUUACUACUGUUUAUUUAUUUCAGCAAUUGAUAUACUGCUAAACACCUUCAUAUCUCAACAUUGUACAGUAAGAAUAAAAAGAUACAAUAAAGAUCAGUUAAAACUAAUAAGAAAAAUUAAAAUGCCGGCUGAAAUAAAAAGGUCUUCACUAAGCACUGGGGAAGGGAAGGGGGGUGCCGACCUCAGCUAAUUUAAUGGUAACCAUAAUUCCAAAACGACUACAAAGGUGAAUGGCAAGACCAGGGGAUUAUACUGUCUUGUACAGGGCAUAAGAUCAGUUAACGGGGUAGUUUGGAUUAACUGGCUAAGAACAUUCAGAAUCUAGAGUAGCAAAAUCACUCCAUGGGAAAACCAGUAUAAUUUACAUUUGGGGUGAAAUACAACAUCUUGCUGUACUUUCUGGUGUACAUCCCACAGAUACUGUAAGCUGUGGAAGGACACAGUACUUGAAAACGAUAAUUUAUUUUCUUCUGCCUAUAUUCCUAGUAUUUGGCUCUUUCCCAGAAAUCUUACUAUUUGUGAAACAUAGUACUUAUCAGCUAACUCUGGCGGUGUCUUGAGGUAAACAUUUCCCGUUUCAGUGAGAAGCGAAUUGCAUUUUAUUUUCUUACUGAGCAUUGCUUUAUUUACAGCAUGAAGGCUUUUAGCCAGCUUGUUUUAUAGGAGAUUGAAUUCAGCAGGGUGAACAAUCAAAAUGUAAUUUACCUAUUAAUCUGUGGAUAAAGAUUAAAAUAUGAAGUAAUUUAUAUUUGGCCGCUAGAUGUCAGCCUUGUUUCGUAACUUUGAUUUGAUGCAGCCUGUGCUGCACUUGCACAUCAACUAAGUUCUGUUAAGGAACUCCACUUCAUAAACCAUCCUACUUGGCAUCAAGGUGGUCAGCCCCUGGGUAUUUUUUAAAAACAACAACACAGAACUAUGUUUAAAAGGUUGAGUUCUUAUGAGUUGGUGCAGGGGACCAAUGAUGUAAUUAUGUAAAUAAGAUGCAAGUUGGUUUCUCUUAAAAAGCAGGAAUGACAGACUCGGACUAAGAAAACUGCCUUCAGGCAGUAUGAACUAGGAUUGAAGGCUUUUGCCAUUUUAUUAUUAUUUGCGAGUUCCUUUGGUUUGGCUUUCUUGCCAUUUGCAAUGUGUGAAAGCAGUUUACAACCAAACAAGUAUGCAAAGCUAAAAGCCAUGUCGGCAAUAUACAGAGUUUCUUGCACCUUGGGUGGCAAUGAACAAAGAUUUCAUGAUAUAUUUUUAGCAUAUGCUCUGAGACAUCUUGUCCCUUGCCAACUAACCUCCCUGCACUAUGGAGGCAGCCUACUCUGCCAGGGAAGCAAUAAGCUGCUCUGAGAUGUGCUUCUGCUUGUGUACCUUAAAUUUAGCCAGUGUUUUGCAUUCCCUUUACGGUCAGAGGAAGCUUGUAGCUUUUCCUGCUAUGUGAAUGGUGUUUGGUUCUUCUACAGCUUGUACUGAGAACUUGCAGAAAUAACAAUCAAGACCAUUCACUAGACACAAAAUCCAAAGAUUUUGUGCUUAAAAAGAGAUGUCUUUAAAAUAACUCUGCCAGAUGAAUGUUGUUCACUUUACUGAGGCUGUGAGAAUUGUGGAUUAUUGUGACAUAUUUCCAAGCAUGGUGAUUUAUAAAAUGUUUAGGGCAUGCUCCAUUUUGUAUGUAUGUAAAUUGGUAUGCAUCAUUUCUAUUGCACAGUGCUAAAGUUUUUUUUAAUAAGAUGUGUGUGCUUGUGUGAAUAUUAAAGCACAAAACCUGGGCACUGGGUUAAUUUGGAAAUUUCUGGCACUUAACAAUUGUAAUCGCUGCAUAAUGUGUCAGAAGUUACACAGAUUAGCUCUGUAUUUGUCUUUGUUUCUGUAGGAGCACCUGUUCCCUGUAAUGUGCUCAGGAAAUAGCAUACAUUUUGCCUUUCAGUGUUGAUCUUCUGCAUAAUAAGAGACAGGUGUGGCUGAAGGACUCGGAGCUGAAAGCUUAGCUGAGUUUGCUGUGCUUGCCCCUGAUCUCCCCCCCCCCUUCUCAUCCACUUCAGUUCUUUCUUGGAAUAGAGACUGUUUUGAGAGAGCGAGAGCGCAGUGCUUCCCUCUUAAGUGCAUAUGGAAGUGCUACUUAUAGCCAGUGGAUUUAUUUAGCAGUAAUAAUUAAGCUGUGUUUUCAUGGUACUAAUACCUUUCACAUGGGAAGAAAAUAAGCACAAGGGAGUAGGAUAUAGAUGGAGUUGAUGAGAGACUUUGGGGAUGGGGCAGGCAGCAGCACUCGAGUGUCCCUUUCCUUUCUCCUGCAGCAGCCUUAAAUUGCCUGUGUCUAAUAGCACUUAAUUGAAAUGAGACUUGGAGCGUCCCGCUUAUUAGCAAGGCACAUAUUCAUGAAUAGUUGAAGUGUUGAUGGCGAAUGCCAUUUUCUGGCUUUUAAAAGAAUUUAAUAGAAUGUUUCUAUUGUGUCUUUCCUCAAAGCUUCAAGGUGGGUAAUAAGUAAAAUAUGCAAAGGUAAAGGGACCCCUGACCAUUAGGUUGUCGUGACCGACUCUGGGGUUGCGCGCUCACCUCGCAUUAUUGGCCAAGGGAGCUGGCGUAUAGCUUCCAGGUCAUGUGGCCAGCAUGACAAAGCCACUUCUGGCGAACCAGAGCAGCACACGGAAACGCCGUUUACCUUCCCGCUGUAGCGGUUCCUAUUUAUCUACUUGCAUUUUGACGUGCUUUCGAACUGCUAGGUUGGCAGGAGCGGGGACCAAGCAACGGGAGCUCACCGCGUCACAGGGAUUCGCACCGCUUACCUUCUGAUCAGCAAGCCCUAGGCUCAGUGGUUUAACCCACAGCGCCACCAGGGUCCCUUAAGUAAAAUAUAUAGUAACUAGAAAAGUUGAGCAUACAAAGCAAAAAACAGCAAAAAAACAACAUUAAAGCACCCUUUAGAACCAUAACAUUUGCAACAGAAUUUUAAAAUAAUUUAAGACUCAAAAGCUCUCUUUAAAAGCAAAAGUAUUAUUGUGUGUAGUGAAAAUCCAUUAAUGAGAGGCAAGGCAAGCUUUCCUUUGGAGGUUGUUCUAGAGCCUGUGGGUGCAGCUACUGAAAAAGGUGUUUUCCCAGAUCCCAACCUGAUGUAUUUGUUGGGACCAGGAGAGGCCCCCCAAACCUGAGCUUUUUUUAGGGGGGGGGGAGCAACCAGCCAAAGCACACUGUCUCCAACACAAAGCACUGUGACAAGAAAUGGCACCGCAACAUUACAGAGGUGCCAUAACACACUAAAAGAGGUGCCAGAACUCAGUUCCAGCUGAAAAAAGGCACGAUGAUGUGGUCCUUGGAAUACUGAAUGCACUCACUGGCAACAGGAAGUUCAACCUGUGAUUGUAAAGCAAAAAAGAAACCCAAAGCUACAUACAUUAUACUGAAGUUACUACCAAUAUAAAUGCAGGCAAAGAACUUAAAUUUCUUAAUCCAGAUCUUUGUAAUUUGUUAAAAUUGAAGUUCACACAUUCCUAUUAACCAUGGUUUAAAUAAAACUUAGUUAACAAGCCAUGUCUUAGGAUUGCAUCAGAGCCCAGUACAGUGCCUUAACUAUGGUUUGUUUAACUAUGGCUCGAUCAUGUUAUUGGUUUACUAACCUGAACGAUGACUUUGUGUGGGUACCUCAUUUACUAUGGUUAAAGUUUUUGCUCCCAAAUUGCUAGCCAUGCAACAGUGACAUUAGACAAGAAUGAUGAAAAAUGAACCUGCUCUCAGCACUCGGCUCCUCUUUCUAAUCUUUCCCCCAAAGCUGAUGUUGCUGCUAACUCUGCCUGGUAACAGGAUCCUGGAAAAAUGAAUGAUUUUUAAGAACGUUCCUCCCUUAAAUUUGAGCAGGUGUUAAGUAAGGGGUGGGAGGGUUCCAAAAUUAAGUUCCAUUCCUGACAGUCAUUACAAUUAACAUGCUUUAAACUAUUAAAACAUUCAUUACUGAAACAGCGUUUCCAACUCCCUGCCAGCAGAGACACAGGUGACGUCAGCAUAGAUAAUGCUCACUAAAUGUAAAGCAUAACAUUCGCAUUAACAGCCUAUUGUCAGUUGGUGGCGGGGUAUGGUUGCAGACUAGGGGAAUAGAAUAAAAAUGUUAAAACACCUACAAGCUGCAAAAUCGUAUGGGUGCUUCUUUCUUGGGUGAAGGGAUGAAGAUAGCUGCUGUUCCAUGACAGGUGCUGAGGAAGAUCACUGAGAAUCUUGCACACCCUCUCUUGCAGGUGAGGCAAUGAUAGCAAUUUGGCACCACAAAGGACAGCUGAGGGUGGGAAAUGAGGGCAGAGUAUGAACCAGAAUUACAUUGAAUAUAGAAUGUCCUUUGGCUUUGAGCAUGGCUUGUUCAAUAAAGCAUUAUUUGAAUAAACCAUGGUUUCAUGUGAUGUAAGAAUGGGCUGCUGUCAAGAAAUCACUGCCUUUCCUCUACAGGAAAGUGAGGAAUGAUAUUUUCAGCAUCUGCUACCUGUGUUCUUGGAUUUUUAUCACAAGCACUUGCUGGUUAGUUGUGCAACUCGAACCACAAAUACUCCAAGGUAAGUCCUCCUGAAUUCAGUGAGACCUGCUCCAAGGUAAAUGGGAUUAGGAUUGUAGCCUCAGUGUAUGUGCAGGUACCAGUAAUUAUUUGGGAGUACCAAAUUAAUAUUUGCACCUGAAUAAUAAAACUCAAGACAGCCUAAAUAGUUUGCAAUAGUUUAGUUCUGUUAAAAUAAAGGAAGAGUUUGUCAUUUCACUAUGCACUUCAUUGAAAUAAGGUAAAUUUGUAGCUCAAGUGUAAGCCCCUAUUUUACGCACAAAAGACCUCAGCCUUCAAAAUGGGGAAUCUUCAGGUAAGGCUGGCAAAGACUCCCGUCUUACAACACUGCAGAGCAGAGCUCCCCAACAUUUUUAGCCCUAGAGGCACUUGUGGAAAUUAAACUCGUGGGCAUCACAAAAUAACCACUUCACUGGAGGAAAACAGGAAAUGCUAUCAGAGCCCCCUAAAAUGGAUAAAACCCCCACACCCCAAAACAAAAAGUAGGCAACCUGCACAACGACGAUGAAAAUACAAAAUGGGAGGGGCAGGUGCCAAAUGCUACAUAUGCGGUGGCUAUGCUGCCUGUGAACACAUUGGGAACCCCGUUUGUAUUGUGGUAGAUCAGUGUUUUCCAAACUGGGGUCCCCAAUGUAAAAACUGCGCCACAACGUUGGAGUAGAAAACUACAUGAGCAUGUUGUCACAAGUGCAACAUGCACACACACACCAAGCCCAUCUGUUUAAUAAUAAACACUUUAAAACUAUACCUUGACAUGCUUUCUAUAAUACAAAGAAGGUCAACAAGGAAGGAAGGAAGGAAGGAAGGCCGGCCUCACUGGGAGGAGAGACUUCCCCCAGCAACAAAACCUGACAAUGAUAGGCCAUUGGUUUACAAAACAUUUCACAUGCAAUUCUUUUAAUGGACAACUCUGCAAAUAAUAAUCUCUAACGCUGGGAUUCUAAAGAAACCAGGGCCUGUGUGGCAAGUAAUUAUGCUGGUCCACUAAUUGGUAUUCGGAAGCAAGUUAAUAAUAAUAAUAAUAAUGAUGAUGAUGAUGAUUUUGAAAGCUCUCACAAGCUGUGAC